Molecule: messenger RNA, 2650 nt
Organism: Hyphopichia burtonii NRRL Y-1933
Lineage: Eukaryota; Fungi; Ascomycota; Pichiomycetes; Serinales; Debaryomycetaceae
Exons: 2
Coding region: 53-2650 (865 amino acids)
Biological process (GO): reductive iron assimilation; cellular response to iron ion starvation; vacuolar transport
Cellular component (GO): high-affinity iron permease complex
Molecular function (GO): ferroxidase activity; copper ion binding
Source: RefSeq, a predicted model, not a curated record
GAAGAUCUCAACAAGGUAUUGAAUAUUUGCUCAACUAGUGAAGGCUGUUACCAUGUUGUUGCUUAAUGUGCUAUUUUGGUGUUCUUUGGUGGCUGGUGUUUUUGCUAAAACCCAUGAAUACCAUUUUGAGGCUACUUAUGUAAAUGCUUCUCCAGAUGGGAUCAAAGAAAGAAGGGUUGUUGGUAUUAACAAUGAAUGGCCAAUACCGACCAUUAGGGUGACUAAAGGUGAUCGGGUUGUUAUCCAUUAUACUAAUGGAUUACAAGAUAGAAACAGCUCGUUACAUUUCCAUGGGUUGUUUCAACAUCAUACCAAUUCAAUGGAUGGACCAGAAUACGUUACUCAAUGCCCUAUUGCACCAGGUCAAGGAUUCCUUUAUAAUUUCACGGUAGAGGAUCAAGCAGGAACUUAUUGGUACCACUCACAUUCAGGAACUCAAUAUGGAGAUGGGUUAAGAGGGUUAUUUAUCAUUGAAGAAAAGGAAAAAUCCGAUUACCCAUUUGAAUUUGAUGAAGAAGUAUCGCUUUCUGUUAGUGAUUGGUACCAUUCAGAAGGGCCUGAACUUAUGAAAAAGUUCUUAAGUAGAUAUAAUCCAACUGGAGCUGAACCAGUACCUCAAAACUCCUUGUUUAACGAUACUAGAAAUGUUACCUGGGACGUUAAACCAGACACUACUUAUUUCGUUAGAGUUGUGAAUAUGGGUUUGUUUGUUUCUCAAUACUUGAAGCUUGAGGGUCACACGUUUACUAUAGUUGAAGUUGAUGGUGUUUACGUUGAGCCACAAGAAACUGAUUCUCUUUACUUGAGUGUUGCACAAAGAGUUGGUAUUUUACUUCAUACUAAAUCUACUGCUAAUGAAAACUAUAGGUUUUUAAACAUUCUUGAUGAGGAUAUGUUGGAUCUUUUGCCUGAAGAUUUACAAUUGGUCUCUACUAAUUGGGUAAGAUAUAAUGAUUAUAAACCAUUACCAGAAGUAUUCCCAAUUGGAUACCACCAUUAUGAAAAAUUAAUUGAAAGCUUAAAACCUUUUGAUGAUUUCAAAUUAAAUCCAUUUGAUAAAGAAGAAGCAUUACCUGAACCAGACCAUAAAGUUGAAUUAAAUUUCGUCAUGGAUAACUUGGGUGAUGGUGUUAAUUAUGCAUUUUUCAAUGAUAUUAGUUAUGUUGCACCAAAAGUUCCAACUUUGUUAACUGUAUUAUCAAGUGGAGAUUUAGCAACUAAUGAAAGAAUAUAUGGUUCUAAUACUAACUCUUUUGUUUUACAACAUAACGAUAUUAUCGAAAUUGUUCUUAAUAACAUGGAUGAUGGUAAACAUCCGUUCCAUUUGCAUGGACAUACUUUCCAAGUUCUUUUCAGAUCUGAAGGUGAUGAUGACGAACCUGAGGUUUAUGAUCCAGAAAAUCCUGAUCAUAAUAAAUUUGCUAAACAUCCUGUAGUUAGAGAUACUGUUAUGGUCAAUCCAAAUGGAUUUAUCGUUUUAAGAUUCAAAGCUAAUAAUCCAGGGGUUUGGUUAUUCCAUUGUCAUGUUGAUUGGCAUUUGGAACAAGGUCUUUCCGUCACCUUUAUUGAAGCUCCUUUAGAAAUUCAAAAUUCAGAAUUACCUUUACCUAAAAGUCAUUUUGACGCUUGUGAAGCUUUAAAUAUGUCCUCAAAAGGUAAUGCUGCUGGUAAUUAUGGGGAACUGCAUCAAGAGUGGUUGGAUUUGACCGGUGAACCUCUUCAAUAUCCUCCAUUACCCGAAGGGUUCACUGCUAAAGGUUAUUUAGCAUUGUUCAUGUGUAUUGUUGCAGCUCUUUAUGGUGUUCUUUCCAUCUACAAGUACGGUAUGGAAGAUGUUAACAGCGAAGAAAACGAAGCUCUUCUUCAGAAAUUGUACACCAUUCUUAAGGACAACGACGCAUUAGAUGAAAACGAAGAAUCAACCAUGUUCACCUUGAAUAGUAAUGGUGAACGUUUAUUUGAAUGGGCAUUUGGUAAGAAGCUUACGCCUCAAGAAAGGCUUCGAAAGAACCAAAGGGCACUCGAGAAGACCCAGCGAGAGUUGACUAGAGAAACCACCAAAUUACAAAGUCAAGAGAAGAAAUUGAUAAGUGAAAUCAAAAAAUCAGCCAAACUGGGGCAAAUAGCUAGUGCUAAGAUACAAGCGAAGGAUUUGAUUCGAACGAAGAACUAUAUUGUUAAGUUCAAUUCGAUGAAGGCACAAUUACAAGCAAUUCUGUUAAGAAUACAGUCUGUUCGUAGUAAUCAACAAAUGGCUACUUCAAUGAGAGAUGCUACUAGGUUAUUAUCAGGAAUGAAUCGAACGAUGAAUUUACCUCAAUUAUCGAGGAUCACUCAGGAGUUUGCUAAGGAAAAUGAUUUGAUGGAUCAAAAACAAGAUUUCAUGGAUGAUGCUAUAGAUGAUGCUAUGGCCAUGGAUGACGAAGAUGAAUUAGGAGAAGAUGAACAAGUUGAUGAAAUAUUGGGUAAAGUUUUAGAUGAAAUUGGAGUUGAUUUGAAUUCUAAUUUGAAAGAUACUCCAACCCUGAUCAAUGUUAAUAAUGAAUCCUCAAUUAAUAAUGGUAAAGUGGCCCAAGCACUAGGAGGAGAUGGUGGUGCUAAUAAUGAUGAAGAUGAUUUACAAGCAAGAUUAGAUAGUCUUAAGAAGUAA